UAUUAAGACGGGUACACGUGCAUCCACCCAGCGUACAACUUACCUGCGCGUCCGCGUCUUCCCUCCCCUCGCGCGUGUGUAAGAGAAAGAGUGCGAGUGGAUCAUUGGUGCGUGUCACAACUUUUGAUGGAUUAGCCCACAUUUAAGUCCUCGGGUGCGGCUCACUUUCCUCAGUGAACUGAAAAGUUCGCAUCUCUACGAAACCGUUUUUCGCAUCAUUGUGAGAGCUGCGUAAAAACGCAAAGACAUCAUGCGCUUUCCUUCUUUUUCGUGGGUGUCCCUGUGUUCCGGAGGGAGCCACAUCGGGUUCGUCCCUGCGCUCUUAUCCGGGCUGGUGAUGCUGGCGGCCGCAGCAUCCACAGGUUGUCCCUCGUGCGCUCUGCCGGCGAUGGAAAAGCGCGCGGAGGAGAAAUACUUGAUCGAGAUCGCCAAACAACAGAUCCUCAACAAACUCAAUCUGCGCGAGAGACCCAACAUCACGCAUCCGUUGCCGCGCGCGGCGCUCAUGACAGCGCUGCGCAAGUUACACGCGGGGCGCGUGAGGCAGGACGGGACUCUCGAACUGGACAAUAAUUUUAACCCGCUCGUGGCUAACCAGGCGUACGAGAUAGUCAGUUUUGCUGAUGUGGAAGAUGAAGUCUCCACUGGUUUCAGCAACCAUCUGUCAUUCCAGUUCCUUCAGGAGAAAGGUCACAGUGUGCAAGUCCUACAGUCGUCUCUGUCGCUGUACGUGCAGCCGGCCGAGGGUUCGCACAACGGCGGGCACGUGACGGCUGAAAUCCACAUGUCAGGGAUUGGCGAUGGCAAUCGCACGCUGCUGGUUCAAAGGAGUGUGGAGGCCAAGCGGGGUGGGUGGCACACCUUCCCUGUUACCGGUGCCCUGCAGUCCUUCCUAGAUGGGGACCAGCGGAGUCUCCGUCUGGAAGUCCAGUGCGAGAAGGAAGGACGCAAUCUGUGCGGCCACGACGCCUCCGCAGACUCUUCCCAUCAACCGUUUCUGGUCGCCCAAGUGCGGUUGCGUGACGACGGCUCCAAACACGCCCUGAGCAAACGUUCGCUGAAGUGUGGCGAGGACCCCAGCGUGUGCUGUAAGAAAGACUUCUACAUUAAGUUCCGUGACAUCCAAUGGCAGGACUGGAUCAUCGCGCCAGAGGGCUACCACAUGAAUUACUGCAUGGGUCAGUGUCCACGGCACAUCUCCGGCUCACCUGGCAUUGCCUCGUCCUUCCACGCCACCGUCUUCAGCCAGCUGAAGGCCAACGGCAUCCACACGGCGGUCUCAUCCUGCUGCGUGCCCAUUCAGAGACGACCGCUCUCCAUGGUCUACUUCAACUCUCAGCAUAUCAUUGUUAAGACCGAUGUCCCGGACAUGAUCGUAGAGUCCUGCGGGUGCACAUAAAGAACAAUCAUGAGAUAACAAUAAAGUUUUUGUACAAUUGUGUUAUGCUGAUAAUAUCACUCAUAUUAAAUUUAGCCAUUUCUACAGAACUCUCUCACAGAUGUCAGAAUUUUGGACCCAGAGUAUUUGUACAUAAAUGACCAAAGUUUAUCAUGAGUCACAAGGAUGUGAAAUAUUUCAUCAUCAAGGACUUUUGUAGGCUUUUCAGGUUUUCUCGCUAGUAAAUGUUGAAAUGCUCAGGGAAUUCAAAGCCACUGUAAAAUCCAUAACGUGACACACUGUACUGAAUAAUGUCACCUGUGCACAGGCCACUGAUCUGAACUCAGCCCGGUUACCCAACGCCACAGGUAAACAUUUAGUUAUUGCCACACGCCCUGGCAAAGGUCUGCUGGCACAUCAGAAUCACAUCAAUGUUUUAAGGUAACAGAAAUCAGAUCAGACAGAAAAAUAAUAUUUCCUUCCUAAUAGUUCUCAAAGCUUUUUGACUUUUGUUUACGCUAAGCACUUGCAAAUGCAAUACAUGUGAGUACUGGCUUCUUUUAAGAGCCGUUUAUUCGUUUGAGAGAGAUGACAUUUUUUAAAUAAUUAAUAAUAUUAAUAAUAACUUCUAUUUAUUGAACAUCUAUCCAUAUGCUCAAGGUGUCUAUACAGGUAAUGUACAAUAAUCUACACUGUACAUGUUACAAAUGUAUUUUUGUAGCAUUUCAUCAUGUAGAUUUUGUCUUGCAUUGUUUCUCAUUGUGUUUUAAGCACUUCCUGUAGGCAUGCCUUUAAUAAGUUUAAUACUUUAAGUUUAAAGUUGCUUUAUUUUGCAUGUUUAGGCUUAAUCGUUUUUUCCUGCAUGUUUACAGUUUAAGCAUCACAUAAAUUUUUUCCUUGUGCUUGUUUCUUUAUUUAGAAACUUUAAGACUUAAACUUUCUCUUUCCAUCACAUGACAGUCAUUUAUCUGCAUCUGCACUUUACUCGUUGGAUAUUAAAUGUGUCUUUUUUUUUGUUUAAAUCAAAUCUGCAUUUAUGUGUGGGUUAGUUUUUCUUUUAUGUCAUUGUGUAGUUGUAAUACAGUAAUGUUCACAGUGUCAAUACUAUGGCGAACAUGAAAGCGUUUCACAGGAGUAUCUGCUCACACUGAGUGUAAUUUCUAUAAUUUUAUACUAAAGAAUUAUUUUCUAACAUGUCCGAUGAAAUCUGUACUGUACUUAACAUUGUAAUUUUGUUGACAAUGUGUAAUUUUCUAAAAAAAAUAAAAUAAAGAAAAACAUUUUGCCUACUGA
Paramisgurnus dabryanus is the source of this 2671-nucleotide messenger RNA. RefSeq names its product inhibin beta B chain. The record is from RefSeq and is a predicted model, not a curated record. Gene Ontology annotation, molecular function: cytokine activity; hormone activity; growth factor activity. NCBI's taxonomy places the organism in Eukaryota, Metazoa, Chordata, Actinopteri, Cypriniformes, Cobitidae. Gene Ontology annotation, cellular component: extracellular region.